Messenger RNA from Monopterus albus (swamp eel), 1505 nucleotides. It is a transcript of the gene dlx3b, whose product is annotated as distal-less homeobox 3b. Gene Ontology annotation, biological process: regulation of transcription by RNA polymerase II; embryo development; epithelial cell differentiation. The transcript has 3 exons. The record is from RefSeq and is a predicted model, not a curated record. Gene Ontology annotation, molecular function: RNA polymerase II cis-regulatory region sequence-specific DNA binding; DNA-binding transcription factor activity, RNA polymerase II-specific. Lineage: Eukaryota; Metazoa; Chordata; Actinopteri; Synbranchiformes; Synbranchidae. The coding region runs from base 142 to 981 and encodes 279 amino acids.
UACAGGCUCUCCAUAGCGCUGCGUUCAAAGAGCGCGCGCACACACAGAUACCCCAGUUCUUUAUUACGAUUUUGUUUUGUGCACUUCUCAACAAAAGAAUCCACCAGUGGACUUGGUUUACUCGGGAGACCGGCUUUCACCAUGAGCGCCGGCCAGACGUAUGAGAAAAAGAUUGCGAGUAUUUUGACCGACCUUCCUGGAUCUAUGAGUUGCCACCCGAACUCCAAGGACUCUCCUACUCUACCAGAGUCUUCGGUGACGGACAUGGGCUACUACAGCGGACAGACGGCCCACGGCCAUCACGAAUAUUACCCGAGUCAGCCGUACGGACAGCCGAUGAACUCUUACCACCAGUUUAAUCUGAACGGAAUGGGAGCUGCUGGAGCAUACGCCACCAAAUCUGAAUACCCUUACACAAAUACCUACAGACAGUACAGUUAUUACAACAGAGAUCACCUACAGGCCUCGCCUCCGAGCUCAGUGAAAGAAGAGCCAGAGCCCGAGGUGCGCAUGGUGAACGGAAAACCGAAAAAGAUCCGCAAACCGCGGACGAUCUACUCCAGCUACCAGCUCGCUGCUCUGCAGAGACGCUUCCAGAAGGCGCAGUACCUCGCCCUUCCCGAGAGAGCGGAGCUGGCGGCUCAGCUCGGCCUCACUCAGACACAGGUCAAGAUCUGGUUCCAGAACCGGAGGUCCAAGUUUAAGAAGCUGUACAAAAACGGCGAGGUUCCACUGGAGCACAGCCCCAACGCCAGCGACUCCAUGGCCUGCAACUCCCCGCCCUCCCCCGCAGUCUGGGAGAACAGCACCCCCCAGAACACCACGAUCAGCAGACCUCAGGUCCCGCAGCCCACGCACAGCUCGUCACCGCCAUACCUGGAGGAUUAUAACAACCACUGGUACCAACAGGGAUCACACCUACAGCAUGCCAGCACCGUGCACCACCCAGUCCCGCAGCAAAGCGUGGGAGCUGUUUAUUAACAAUAACCUAAGAGCAGAUUUAUCUUCACUUUUCCCCACAAAGAGGUCUCUCCACAAUGACUCUGCAGAGCAAAGGCUGACUGGACCUGGAGCAGGCCUGUUGUGAAACACUUGAUUUCUGGAUGACCAAGAGUGUUUCAGGACUGGGUUUACCAUUCACAGAGCACAUAAGGGAUUCCUGAUCACUUGUGGCAGCAUAUUUAACGGACGUCUGGCGUGUUUUUUAAAUUAUUUAUCGCUUCUCUUGUAUUUCCUUCUUUUAUAAACGAAUAUGCAAUUUUUUAAACAAGUAGCCUGACCACGAAACGAAAAUUGACAAAAUUGCAGCUGACCCGUGCUACAUUCAAAUAAUGCAUGAGGGUGUGUAGAGAGAGCGCAAAAAAGAAACUCAGGUCAUAUUUAUAUGGAUGUGUACAAAAUAUCGAAGGCUGUAAAUAUGUGUUUAUAUGCAGAACCACUAUGAUCAUAUUUGUUUAAAACGGAACGACUGCACUGUGGUGCUUCCAAAACCAUUUUAUAUUCAU